Messenger RNA from Phalaenopsis equestris, 1586 nucleotides. Its product is annotated as WD repeat-containing protein 76. The record is from RefSeq and is a predicted model, not a curated record. Bases 51 to 1493 code for a protein of 480 amino acids. Lineage: Eukaryota; Viridiplantae; Streptophyta; Magnoliopsida; Asparagales; Orchidaceae. Gene Ontology annotation, molecular function: protein binding; DNA binding. The transcript has 4 exons. Gene Ontology annotation, cellular component: nucleus. Gene Ontology annotation, biological process: regulation of DNA damage checkpoint.
AAUACUAAAUCCAUUAUUGGCGCAUUUACACACUGUCUCUCCCUCUCUCUAUGGCGUCCAAGAAAACCCUAACCGACUACGAAAGCCGGCGGCUGGAGAACAUCCGCCGGAACGGCGAGAUGAUCGCUGCCCUGAUGCUGCAGUCUAAGGCUUCCGAAAUCUCUUCUUUUCUCAAGCGCAGCGGCUCCAAAUCAACCAAUCAUCCGACAAAAUUCAAGAAACUAAAAAACUCUCCUCCCCGAUCACCAUUAGUCAUCCGCCGCUCCCUCCGCACACGCGGACUACCUCCAAAUCACUCCGGCCAUCCUUUGACGCCAACUGAUUCUUCACCAAUCCGGCCUUUUCCAAAACCUGAGCUGUCCCCUGCGCGGAAGCGCGAACAGAUCCGCAUUAAUGAUGCAUUCUUAGGUGAAAGUGACGCUUCAGAUCGCCCUCUCAUCGAUGUCAUAUUGGCCGCCACCGCUGCAAGGGGUGAUGCCGAUGGUUGGUAUAGGUCAAAUCUACUGGGAAACUGCAAGUUUGAUCCUAGGUCUUCGAUGAAGCUAAAGCCAGAGAAUGUAGCUAAGGUUCUUCCGGAAAGGAUUCUUAGCAUCCAGAUUGUUCCUUCUGCUAACCGGACUGUAGUUGCCGUCGGCAACAAGCUCGGGAAUGUUGGGUUCUGGGAUUUGGAUUUUGGGGAUGGCGAUGAGGACGAGGACAAUAAGGGAAUUUAUGUUUAUGCUCCACAUUCUGCUCCGGUUUCAGGGAUCUCCAUUCAUCCCUCAAGCAUGAGUAAGAUAUUUACUAGUAGCUAUGAUGGAUUGGUACGAAAGAUGGAUGUUGAGAAGGAAACUUUCAAUGUGACAUAUUCGAGUGAGAACUGUAUUUAUUCCAUUUGCCAAUUGCCAUGUGAUUUUAAUUCCCUCUAUAUUGGGGAGGGAGCAGGGGUUCUUAAACUCUGGGAUGAUAGGGCUGGUAAGGCUUCAAGCAAAUGGCGCCCGCAUGAAGAUAGAAUAAAUACGGUAGACUUUAGCGCAGAAAAUAGUUAUUUAAUGGCUACAAGCUCGACCGAUGGAACAGCUUGCAUAUGGGACCUACGAAAUAUGAAGAAUCAUCAACCGGAGCACCUUAACGUGGUUCACCAUAAAAGGGCUGUACAUUCAGCAUAUUUUUCUCCCACUGGAAGCUAUCUUGCAACCACAAGCCUUGAUGACACAGUUGGAAUUACCAGUGUUUCUCGUCCCAAAGAUAUAUCUAUGGUUGAUCACUACAAUCGGACUGGUAGAUGGUUGUCCACAUUCAGGGCUGUUUGGGGAUGGGACGACUCCUUCCUGUUUCUUGGAAAUAUGAGAAGAGCUGUGGAUGUUAUUUCCAUUUCCAGCAAAACGACAACAGCUUUGGAAAGCCCAGAAUUGAGUUCAAUCCCUUGCCGCUUUGCUUCGCACCCGUGCAGAAUUGGUAUUCUUGCUUGCGCCGCAGCUGGUGGUAAGGUCUUUGUCUGGACAAAAUCAUAAUUUUUGGAGCUUUUCUUGGUCGUCAGCAAUGCUUUUCUAGAUAUAUAUAUAUAUAUAUAUAUUAUCAUAUGACGCAGAAAGUACAUUCUAAAG